AUAUAAGAGUAAGAAAACAAGAAGAAGGACAGAAGGGGAGACAGGACAGAGACACUAGGUAAGGAAAAAGGAUACUGGGAGAAUACAUGGAGACAAGAUAUAUCAUAUCCAGGCUGAUAACAUCUAGAGAACUUAAAGGUUCAGGAAAGAGAGCCAUCUCUCAACCAAGCCGAGAAGCGCGUGGAGGAUCGGAACUGAAGCCAAGACUCCCAAGUUACUGAAUAGACCGGGCCAGAUAAACUUGAGUCAGCACAUAACUCCUCUAGGCGUGCCAGGGCAUCCAGAGCAGUUGCCCAAGUAAUCCUCUGCAGACUCUCUGUUGACUUCCACGUACGGGGAAUAAUCUGCCUCAUGGCAUGAAUGUGGUAUUUUAGUGUGAAAUCAGUGCUUAUACAACAUCUUAGAAGUCACACAGGAGAGGAGCCAUUGUCAUGUUCAGAAUGUGGCAAAUGUUUUACCUGUCAAUCAAAAUUAAUUCUGCAUCAGAGAACUCACACUGGGGAGAAGCCAUUUCCAUGUCCUGAAUGUGGGAAGUGUUUUAGUCAGAAAUCGCACCUUUAUACACAUCAGAGAACUCACACUGGGGAGAAGCCAUUUCCAUGUCCUGAAUGUGGGAAGUGUUUUAGUAAUAAAUCAAGUCUUGUUACACAUCAGAGAACUCACACUGGGGAGAAGCCAUUUCCAUGUCCUGAAUGUGGGAAGUGUUUUAGUAAUAAAUCAAGUCUUGUUACACAUCAGAGAACUCACACAGGGGAGAAGCCAUUUAGAUGUCCAGAAUGUGGGAAGUAUUUUGGUAAUAAAGGAAUUCUUAUACAACAUCAAAAAAGUCACACAGGGGAGAAGCCAUUUUCAUGUUCACAGUGUGAAAAAUGUUUUAGUCAGAAAGCAAAUUUUGUGCUCCAUCUAAGAAAUCACUUAGGGGAGAAGCUAUUUUCAUGCUUAGAAUGUGGGAAGUGUUUUAGUCAGAAAUCGAACCUUUAUGCACAUCAGAGAACUCACACUGGGGAGAAGCCAUUUCCAUGUCCUGAAUGUGGGAAGUGUUUUAGACAGAAAUCAGCUCUUAAAUCGAACCUUUAUGCACAUCAGAGAACUCACAUUGGGGAGAAGCCAUUUCCAUGUCCUGAAUGUGGGAAGUGUUUUAGUCAGAAAUCAGCUCUUGUGGGCCAUCUAAGAAUCCACUCAGGGGAGAAGCCAUUUUCAUGUUUAGAAUGUGGGAAAUGUUUUACUAGUCAGACAAAUUGUAUUCUGCAUCAGAGAACUCACACUGGGGAGAAGCCAUUUCCAUGUCCUGAAUGUGGGAAGUGUUUUAAUAAUAAAUCACAUCUUGUUACACAUCAGAGAAUUCACACAGGGGAGAAGCCAUUUAGAUGUCCAGAAUGUGGGAAGAGUUUUAGUACAAAAUUGUGUCUUGUUAGACAUCAGAAAACUCACACAGGUGAGAAGCCAUUUUCAUGUUCAGAAUGUGGGAAAUGUUUUACCCGUCAAUCAACUUUUAUUCAGCAUCAGAGAACUCACACUGGGGUAAAGCCAUUUCCAUGUCCUGAAUGUGGGAAGUGUUUUAAUAAUAAAUCACAUCUUGUUACACAUCAGAGAACUCACACAGGGGAGAAGCCAUUUAGAUGUCCAGAAUGUGGGAAUUAUUUUGGUGAUAAAUCCGUUCUUAGACGACAUCUUAGACGUCACACAGGGGAGAAUCCAUUUUCAUGUUCAGAAUGUGGGAAGAGUUUUAGUACAAAAUUGUGUCUUGUUAGACAUCAGAGAACUCACACUGGGGAGAAGCCAUUUCCAUGUCCUGAAUGUGGGAAGUGUUUUAGUAAUAAAUCAAGUCUUGUUACACAUCAGAGAACUCACACUGGGGAGAAGCCAUUUCCAUGUCCUGAAUGUGGGAAGUGUUUUAGUAAUAAAUCAAGUCUUGUUACACAUCAGAGAACUCACACAGGGGAGAAGCCAUUUAGAUGUCCAGAAUGUGUGUCCUGUGAAGAGUUAGCUGAUCACAGUAACUCCGAUCAGGAGUGUGAGUGA
Molecule: messenger RNA, 2022 nt
Organism: Bufo bufo (common toad)
Lineage: Eukaryota; Metazoa; Chordata; Amphibia; Anura; Bufonidae
Product: gastrula zinc finger protein XlCGF26.1-like
Exons: 4
Coding region: 361-2022 (553 amino acids)
Source: RefSeq, a predicted model, not a curated record